AUGGCAGCCGAUACGAAACGCCAGAAUACAGGAGCAAGGGUGCCGGUCGCCUUACCCAAGGCUGAGGCCGCACAGCCAAUUGCGUCGUCGGUCUCUUUAGAAGUCGGUCUACAACAAGCCAUUGGAAGCCGCAUUCGAGUCAACACCAUCGUCCCGAACCAGACCAGCGUCGAGGGCACCGUCUACACGGCCGAUCCUCUCACCAACCUCCUGGUUCUCAACAUCAGUGACACGCCGGCAACCACGAUCUCCUCCACCUCACUGGUCGCUCCAGCGGGCGCAUACCGAAUCAUCCCUGUUUCCCAAAUAAGCAGCUUCCAAAUACUCUCCCUUGCGCAGCCAUCGACCGAAUCCUCAACCAACCCGACCCAUAAUUCUAUCGACAUCAAUGCGGUCCAGUCCCGUCUCGCCAGAAACAUAGCCGCCCAGCAAGCAGCACAAGCACGAGUCGGUCCUAAGGGCACCACUCCGACAGACCAGGCGCUUUUCGAUGCCUUGUCCCGAACACACCCGGCUCGUUGGGCUGGCAACGUGAUGCUCAUCUCGGAUACAUACCUGAUCGAGAAACCAUACGGUGCUGUGAACGUUCGAUUUGUUGAGGGUCGGCAUGGCGAUCUGGAGCGGAUGAAGAAGGUGGUUGACAUGGAAAGACAGAAGAUCACACUGAGAAUGUCCAAAGGGUUGAUUGAUGGGAAACUAUCUGAUACCAUGGCGGGCAAGGGAGCGACUGCGGGCGUCAAGAAGGGUGGCUAG
This is a messenger RNA of Capronia coronata CBS 617.96, 753 nucleotides long. RefSeq lists its product as uncharacterized. The coding region runs from base 1 to 753 and encodes 250 amino acids. The record is from RefSeq and is a predicted model, not a curated record. NCBI's taxonomy places the organism in Eukaryota, Fungi, Ascomycota, Eurotiomycetes, Chaetothyriales, Herpotrichiellaceae. The transcript is spliced from 2 exons.